Molecule: messenger RNA, 2142 nt
Organism: Manis pentadactyla (Chinese pangolin)
Lineage: Eukaryota; Metazoa; Chordata; Mammalia; Pholidota; Manidae
Gene: CPE
Product: carboxypeptidase E
Exons: 9
Coding region: 16-1437 (473 amino acids)
Biological process (GO): proteolysis
Molecular function (GO): zinc ion binding; metallocarboxypeptidase activity
Source: RefSeq, a predicted model, not a curated record
GCCGGGGCCGCGGCGAUGGCCGGGCCGGGGGCGCUGCUGGCGCUGGUCGCGGUGCUGGUCUGCGGGGCGCUGCUGGGCGCCGAGGCCCAGGAGCCCGGGGCGCGCGCGGCGGGCGCGGGGCGGCGGCGGCGGCUGCAGCGCGAGGACGGCGUCUCCUUCGAGUACCACCGCUACCCCGAGCUGCGCGAGGCGCUGGUGGCCGUGUGGCUGCAGUGCACCGCCGUGAGCAGGAUCUACACGGUGGGGCGCAGCGCCGAGGGCCGGGAGCUGCUGGUCAUCGAGCUGUCUGACAACCCCGGGGUCCAUGAGCCUGGUGAGCCUGAGUUUAAAUACAUCGGGAACAUGCAUGGGAAUGAGGCUGUCGGUCGGGAACUGCUCAUUUUCCUGGCCCAGUACCUGUGCAAUGAAUACCAGAAGGGGAACGAGACCAUCGUCAGGCUGAUCCACAGCACCCGCAUCCACAUCAUGCCUUCGCUCAACCCCGACGGCUUCGAGAAGGCGGCGUCCCAGCCUGGUGAGCUCAAGGACUGGUUUGUGGGUCGGAGCAACGCCCAGGGCGUAGACCUGAACCGGAACUUCCCUGACCUGGAUAGGAUCGUUUAUGUGAAUGAGAAGGAAGGUGGUCCAAAUCAUCAUCUGCUGAAAAAUCUCAAGAAAAUUGUGGAUCAAAACACAAAGCUUGCUCCUGAGACCAAGGCCGUCAUCCACUGGAUCAUGGACAUCCCCUUCGUGCUCUCUGCCAACCUGCACGGGGGAGACCUGGUGGCCAAUUACCCCUAUGAUGAGACGCGGGGCGGUGGUGCCCACGAGUACAGCUCCUGUCCGGACGAUGCCAUUUUCCAAAGCCUGGCUCGAGCUUACUCCUCCUUCAACCCGCCCAUGUCUGACCCCAACCGGCCGCCGUGUCGCAAGAACGAUGACGACAGCAGCUUUGUCGAGGGGACGACCAAUGGUGCUGCUUGGUACAGCGUGCCUGGCGGCAUGCAAGACUUCAAUUACCUCAGCAGCAACUGCUUUGAGAUCACCGUGGAGCUCAGCUGUGAGAAGUUUCCACCUGAAGAGACACUGCAGAGCUACUGGGAGGAUAACAGAAACUCACUCAUCAGUUACCUGGAGCAGAUACACCGAGGGGCUAAAGGGUUUGUCCGAGACCUUCGAGGCAACCCGAUUGCCAAUGCGACCAUCUCUGUGGAGGGCAUAGACCAUGAUGUCACGUCUGCGAAGGAUGGCGACUAUUGGCGGCUGCUGGUGCCUGGAAACUACAAACUUACAGCCUCAGCUCCCGGCUACCUGGCGGUUACAAAGAAGGUGGCAGUCCCUUACAGCCCUGCAGUCGUGGUUGAUUUUGAACUGGAGUCAUUUUCUGAAAGGAAAGAAGAGGAAAAGGAGGAGUUGAUGGAAUGGUGGAAAAUGAUGUCAGAAACUUUGAAUUUUUAAGAAGGCUUCUGUUCAGCUACUUUUAAUCUAUAUAUAAUGUAGGUGAUGCAAUGUGGCCAUUUUCUUUUAGAUUUUGUGCAAGUUAAUAUUUGACAUUGAUUUACUUUAAAAUCAUCUAAAUAUUAAUAGACAUGACUUAAAAUAAAUAUUAGACUUACAGGUAAACAUAUAGGAACUUAUACUGGUUUUUCUCUUAUAUAACAUCCAUUUUCCUAUAUAUAGUCACCAAGGACUAAAAAAGAUUUAAGCAAUCUUGCCAUCUUAGACUUAAAGGCAAUAUUCCAUGUGUUACUUACAAUAUAGAAGUUUUUGAGUAAUUCUCGCUUUUAAAAAUUAAUGAAGUCCUUUUAACAUAAGCAUUGACAGUGUCACGUAAUGAAUGCUAUUGGAAGAGUCAACGGCAGCAGCCUGACGCUGGGAGCACAGCGCACUGCAAGACUUAAAUAGUGUGAAUUGUCAUUCGUCUCAUGCGCUGACUAGCUGCAUGGCAUGAUCUUGUUAAUGCAUUUUUUGAUGGAAGAAGAUGCAAAUGUUUAGCAAGAGGUUUUACGAAAGGAACGGAAGCUGACUUUCUGCUUGUACGUACACGUAGGGGCUGUACUCUUCCUCCGUUUAGCCUGUUAACACUACUUCAAAGUUUAAGGUUUUCUCUUGGUUGUAGUUGCCUGGAACUGCAUUCUGAAUGAAUAAAGGCAAAGAAAAAUA